Messenger RNA from Lottia gigantea (owl limpet), 867 nucleotides. RefSeq lists its product as hypothetical. The coding region runs from base 1 to 867 and encodes 288 amino acids. The record is from RefSeq and is a predicted model, not a curated record. The transcript has a single exon. NCBI's taxonomy places the organism in Eukaryota, Metazoa, Mollusca, Gastropoda, Lottiidae.
AUGGCUGGUAAAGAGGACAAUGAUGAAUACGAUGGCCAAUUCAAAUCGAGUGGAUUAUAUUGGGGAAUCAAAAAAGGCGAGAGUAAAUUCGUAUUGGAGUGUUUGCGUCAAGGGGAACCGUUAUCAUACUGCUGCUCAAAGACUGGAAAUACCUAUCUUCAUUUGAUAGUGACUCAAGCCUCUCCUAUGCUGGAGAGUAAAUAUGUGCCAAUGAUAUAUCAACUUUCAAAUGUGGAUUUUGACUUGAAUGUCAAAAAUAGUAAGGGUGAAACGGCGCUUGAUUUAUCAAUCAAAUUAUCAUUACUACAAAUCAUGGUGUCAUUGUUAAAGUGUGGUGCAGAUUCUUCAGAUAAACAUCUGGAAUUGAUUCAAAGACACACUAAACUUUUCCAGGCAGAGUUUCUGAAUUGCUUCCAAAAAAUCCACCCAGGUUACUGGGACGCUAUUGAUAAUAAUAAAACAUUUAAAGUGAAUGUUCUCAUUAAAUCCUGGUGUCGGAUAAAUAUUAGUCGGAAUGGUAAAAGUUUGAUAGAAUAUGCAAAGGAGAGUGAUGGUGAUGAAAAAAUAAUCAAAAUGUUGAUUGACAACGAAGCUUCUAUCGAAUUCGCUCAUGCAACGAUUGCAGGGGACAAAGAAAAGAUGGAACUAUUACUAUGCAAUGACUCUGUAGAUUUACAGACUAAAGACUUAUCAAAUAGGGAAAGUUAUUUCGAACCAUAUAGUCCAUUGUCCCUUUAUGGUGCUGCUAUUAAAUACGGUCAUAAACAUACUCUAGACAUCGUGAAAGGGUACAAAGAUCCAUUUAUGAUCAAAACUGUCGAAAGACAGACAAGCAAUGCAAAUUCUUCUGUUUGUAUUAUUUUAUAA